Molecule: messenger RNA, 2103 nt
Organism: Lachancea fermentati
Lineage: Eukaryota; Fungi; Ascomycota; Saccharomycetes; Saccharomycetales; Saccharomycetaceae
Source: the annotation of a GenBank genome assembly
AUGUCCUCUUUGGAGGUGAUUGCGGUCCACGAUAAACCGUCAAAAGAAACUUAUAGUUCUUCGAAGGAGGUAAUAGAGAUUACAUCCGAGGAAGAUGCAUCCUUCAAGAAAUCACCAGGGCCAACCACAUAUCCUUCUUCACCACAAUCUCUACGGAAAUCACUUCCAUCAGAGUAUAGUAUUCAGCAGCAAGAUAUAAUCGCUGAAAAUAAAUCCAUAGAGCUAGCUGCUAGUUUCCAGGAUGAUACGAAUAUAAGUGAAUCGAGCGAAGCUCUUGGGGUCGAGAGGACAGUCGGCAGCAGCAAUAAGAGAGUAGCCGCUCCUAAGUCAUCCUUAGCCAUCGAUUCAAGCCCACUUAAAAAUACUCAAAAAGAAAACGCAGCUCGCAUUUUAGAGGAGCUACUGAGUGAUGAACCUUAUUCUGAUACUAUCAGCUUCCAUAAGAAUUCCCGGUCUGAGUUCAAGGAGCCCUCAACACUCACUGCUAUAGGUGCAAAGUGGUCACAAGUACAGAUUGAACCAACCAAUGAUCAAAAAGCUCGUAAGAUAGAAAUUACAGGUUCUGAGCGAAGAGAAAUUCAGCCAAGAAGGACGUUGGCAAUCAAGCGAUCACACUCUUAUGACAAAUACGACUCCGAGGCUGAUAAGAGAUUAGAUAGGGACAAUUCAGUGAAUAAACCGGUUUCACUUCAAAACUCUAAAAAAGUGAGUCAGAUAUCUUUGCUAGUCAGCCGCGCUGUCCCUUCUGAGUCUACUGGAGAUAGCACAUAUACAGGUCCUGCCUCGAAAAAGCUACGUGGUAAUAUUCCUGGACCAAAAAGCCAAACGAUCAAUGAAGAUGAAGGUGUUGAUUUAGACUUGGCAGAAAUGGCAGAUGAAUCCUCGUAUUUGAACGACUCAAAGAAAUUCAUAGCACAAAACGACGGCCCUAAAUCUUCAACGGAAAAUCACAUGAAUUUCUGCAAAGCAUUCUCAACUAAUUCGACAGGAAUAGAAUCAUCCAGUAAAACCGUACCUGCAACUAAUUUAGAUAGCAGAACAGAACGCCACAAACAUAAAGCAUUACAGCGAUUCAUUGUUCAUGGCAAAACCUUCAGCAAAGAAGAAUCCUGGGCAGAAGCCAAAAAGUUCAUGAAAACAUCAACUACUAAAAAAGCAUUUAAUGCAGCUAACAAAAUUAUCAAAAAUGCAGACGCUCUCCGUGAAGAAAUUCUAAUUGACAUGGAUGAAGAGCUUUUAAAGGUUUUCGCCGAUGAAGGCAUAUCGCUAUCUACUGAAAUCAGCCCUACAAAAAUCAUUCAUGCUCAUACAGAUAAGCAUUUGAUAAAAUUCAGACGUAAUUGCAAUUCCAUUUGCGAUUACAACAGUGGCAUCUUUUAUCCUUGUAAGGAGAGAAUUGUGGAAGAAAAAGUGUCGCUUGUAUUUUAUGACUCGCUAGAGUUUUUCCACUCUUAUAAAAGGGAAAGCAGUACAAUAGUCAAUGAAUUCGAGCGGUUGAAAAGAAAAGAUAAGAAGAUUAUUUUAGUGCUUAAUAAAUAUAGCAGUUUGGAGAAGAGUCUUUCCAAUUUUGAGAAUCGGAAGUACAAAGAGAAAGUACAAAAUGAAUUAGAUAGUUCCUUGGGGGUAAAGCAGACCAAGCGGAGAUCAAAAAAAGAUUCUAUGCUAGAAGAAUUGCAAAUGUGUUCGAAAGAUUUGGAGUGUGAGGUUAGUGAUCUCGCCAUCCGCCUUGGAGUUCAUGUUUUCGCUUCAACAUCACAUCAAGAAUUUGUAAUCUGGCUUAAAAAUUUGAUUGCUGUUAUUGGCAGGACGCGAUAUGACCCUCUUGUGAAACAUUUAGAAUGGUCACAUAUCAAUGUAAAAUCUGGGCAAAAUCCGUCAGACGUUUUAUGCAAAACUCUGGAACAACUAAACAAGAUGACGAGAGCAAAAGCACAACGUGUUGUAUCUGUUUAUCCAAAAUUUCAGCUGCUAUUCGAGGAUUUCAACAAGGGCUUCUUGACUAGUGGAAAGGAUGGGAAUCCGCUUAUGAGCUCUGCGGCGGAAAGCGCCCUGCUGACACUUCUUACUUCUGAUAAUCCCGAAGAACUAAUAUAUAUCGAUUAG